Messenger RNA from Auanema sp. JU1783, 529 nucleotides. The record is from the annotation of a GenBank genome assembly. Lineage: Eukaryota; Metazoa; Nematoda; Chromadorea; Rhabditida; Rhabditidae.
AUGAACCACCGCCAAGCCCCUGAACCUCUGCAAACCAACGCCACAAACGGCAUAUCCAUAUACGAUAUUGACAAAUUCCUUCCUGAAUUCAGUGGAAAUAUCACUGACUUUCCAGCAUUCUGGAGAAAGUUUGAACCAUACGUAGACAAAAACCCCACCUUCUCCGAUUCGGCAAAAAUGUUCCUCCUAGAAGCUAAGUGCAAAAGCGACGCCGCCACCCUCAUACAAUCCAUAGGCUCGCAAGGCCACUACGCCACAUACGCGGAAUUACGCGAGGCGAUCCAUGCAGAGUUUGGUGAUCCUCAUCUCAUAGCACAGACACUAUAUCAAGAAAUGAAGUCAAUGAAAGCAGUACCUAACAAUCCACAUCGCAUCAGAGCAGCAGUUCGUGCUCUAAAAGCCGAGAGUAACAUGAUUUGGCAACUACAAACACAACAAGUCUAUCCAUCAGAAUUCCGCACAUGGAUCACUAGAAUAUUCCUUUCCGACUUUAUAUUGAACAUACUCCGUAACGUACCCAUACAAUCAG